AUGGAAUACACCGACGAUUACUUCGAGACCGAGCUCUACGAGAGAUCCAGUGAGUUGCACGCAUCCCGGAUGUGUCGUUUAUGUCUGCAGUCCCGGUAUCUCAUCAAUAUCCAUACGGAUCCCACCAAGAUGGCUCAGCUGGUUUCCUGUUUUACUCCGUUCCUGCCGGACGAUUCGGAUUUUCCCCAGUUUAUUUGCGGAGAGUGCUACCAACUACUUGAGGUAACCUACCAAUUCAGCAUUCGAAGCAACCGGGCUUCGGUUCUGAUGCGUACUUACCUUUACCAUGGUGGUCGGUUUCCCGAUACGCAGAUGCUGCAGGAAGAGUAUCAGAAGAGAGCAGAGAAGCGUUCUCCUUCGCCAGAGAAAACAAUUGAAACUCCACCAGCCAAGAAGCGGAAAUCGUUGAUGGAACAUCGGAAUUCUCCGUUAAACGACAAAAAGGAACCGAGCCCAAUUGCGAUAGAAGAGGAACAUCUACCAAAGUCUAGAGCUCAUACGGAAAAGAGCAAACCUUCAGCAAAAAGUUCAACUGGGAAAGAACACUCUUCAUUGAGAAGCUCUAGGGUUAGUAAAACAGAAAAAGUCAGCCUAAGAUCCGAGGAUCGAAUGCAGGAAAUAUUUGGGAGCAAUGAUAGGACAUCUGCAAAACAUAAGAUAACCCGGGUUGAGGACCUAUUGAAACGAAAGGAUCGUGCUUCAUCGACAUCGUCCACAUCUUCGACAGCUUCAUCUUCGUCAUCAUCGCACUCGUCGUCAAAGUCGAAGAGACAUUCUUCCAGCAAGAGUUCAUCGAGUAGAUCGAAAAGUGAUUCCAACUCCUACAAAAAGUGUAGUAGUCGUAAGGUUUAG
Molecule: messenger RNA, 852 nt
Organism: Uranotaenia lowii
Lineage: Eukaryota; Metazoa; Arthropoda; Insecta; Diptera; Culicidae
Product: vitellogenin-2-like
Exons: 1
Coding region: 1-852 (283 amino acids)
Cellular component (GO): nucleus
Molecular function (GO): zinc ion binding
Source: RefSeq, a predicted model, not a curated record